Molecule: messenger RNA, 3378 nt
Organism: Cucumis sativus (cucumber)
Lineage: Eukaryota; Viridiplantae; Streptophyta; Magnoliopsida; Cucurbitales; Cucurbitaceae
Product: cysteine-rich receptor-like protein kinase 10
Exons: 13
Coding region: 80-3136 (1018 amino acids)
Biological process (GO): protein phosphorylation
Molecular function (GO): ATP binding; protein kinase activity
Source: RefSeq, a predicted model, not a curated record
GCGAAAUGGAUCAGAUCAACAACCAGUUUACUCACUAAGGCAACAUUUUGAUGAAACAAAUCAUGACAAUGAUGGAGAUAUGCAUUACUUCAACUUUAGUACUCUAAAAGCUGCUACAAAUAACUUUUCAGAUGUUAAUAAACUUGGAGAAGGGGGGUUUGGUCCAGUUUACAAGGGAAAGCUGAUGGGUGGUGAGGAAGUAGCAGUGAAAAGACUAUCAACAAAAUCAAGUCAAGGACAUGAAGAGUUUAAGAAUGAAGCAAAGGUCAUUUGGAAGCUUCAACAUAAGAAUCUGGUCAGGCUCUUGGGAUGUUGUGUUGAAGGAGGAGAAAAACUUCUAGUCUAUGAGUACAUGGCAAAUACUAGCCUUGAUGCUUUCUUGUUUGAUCCAUUGAAGUGCAAACAACUUGAUUUUCUCAAGCGCGAAAACAUUGUCAAUGGGAUUGCAAGAGGAAUUCUCUACCUCCAUGAAGAUUCUCGACUCAAAAUCAUCCACAGAGAUUUGAAAGCAAGCAAUGUACUAUUAGAUGAUGAGAUGAACCCAAAAAUAUCAGACUUCGGAACUGCCAGGAUAUUUGGAGGCAAGCAAAUUGAUGCCAGCACCAAUAGAAUAGUUGGAACAUAUGGUUAUAUGGCACCCGAGUAUGCUAUGGAGGGAGUUUUCUCAGUUAAGUCCGACGUAUACAGUUUUGGAGUUCUUAUGCUAGAAGUGAUGAGCGGGAAGAAAAACAUUGGUUUUCUGAACAUGGACAGAGCACAGAACCUUCUGUCAUAUGCGUGGGAGCUUUGGAGUGAAGGAAGAGCAGAGGAAAUGAUAGACAAGAACUUGAGUGGAGAAUGUCCUGAGAGUGAGGCUGUAAAAUGGAUCCACAUAGGGUUGUUGUGUGUGCAAGAAGAUCCUAACAUCAGGCCUACCAUGUCAAUGGUUGUUCUAAUGCUUGGAAGCAAAUCGAUUCAGCUUCCUCAGCCAUCAAAACCUCCAUUUCUUACAAGUAGAGGGUCUCUAAGUAGAUAUCAAUCUUCGACAACUGAAACAGGAACAGGGUUACACACCACAGAUCAGUCAUCUACUAGUGCUUCUAUUUACCGCGGUGGAAACAGAAGAUAUUUCAAUCAUCUGUUUUUAUCUCUACAACAAAAAAGUUCGUUUCUUUAUCAGCUUUUCCAAACCAAAAUCAUGUUCUGUUUCCUCGAUUACAGAUCUUUCCCAAUUUCGUUGCUAAUCCUGAUUUCAAUCUUUGGGCUCAGCCACUCCCAUCAUUUCGAACCCAAAUAUAGGUUCCACAUCUGUUCAGCGCCAAGUAAUAACAUAACAAAUGCUAAUCUGGGUUCGAACCUCAGUGGCUUACUGAGUUCCUUAUCAGAAGCUUCAUCUGACAGCUUCUACAAUAUAACUUUCAAUGGAAUGUACGGUGCAGUCCUUUGUCGAGGCGAUAUUAACAGCGAUAACUGUCACAGUUGUGUCAGUACCGCAAGCAAAGAAUUAAGCGUUCGAUGCUCUUUAAGAGUUAACGGCACAAUAUGGUACGAUGAGUGUAUGCUGAGGUACUCAGACAAGAACUUCUUGGGUACUGUAGAGAUGUCGCCAAGAUUCCUCAUGGGCGAUUCUGGGAACCAGACAUCGCCGGAUGAUCGUGACAUUGACGGACCUGAUCUGUUGUCUCAGAUGGCCAGUGAAGCUGCAGGGUUAGAGAUGAUGUUCAAGGCAAACAAGUUAGAUAACCGUGGGACACGCUAUGGACUGGUUCAAUGCACAAGGGAUCUUAACAGUAACCAGUGUGAUACAUGUUUGACGGCUCUGCUGGAGGAGAUCAAGCUGGUUUACAAAGGGAGAGUGGGGUGGAGAAUUUUGAGCCAAAGUUGUAGCAUAACGUAUGAGCAAUAUCUUUUCUAUCAGCUACCAGAUUCGCCUCCAGGAUCAAGUGCGAAAAUGAUUGCAGUAAUCACUGUAUCAACAAUUGCUGCAGUAGCAAUUCUUGCUAUUCUAUUGUACUGCUUACAUUUGUCCAGAAAGAGACGACAGGAUAUGGACACAGGUGAACAAGUUCUGUUGCGAAAUUUGGGAGAUGCAAAUGCCGCAGAAUUGAUGAAGCAGGAUUUGCAUUCAAGAGAUAGAGACAAUGAUGAAGACAUGCACUACUUCAGUUUCAUCACCCUACAGGUUGCCACAAACAACUUUGCCGAUGCAAAUAGGCUUGGAGAAGGUGGUUUUGGUCCGGUUUUCAAGGGAAAGUUGACGAAUGGGGAAGAAAUAGCUGUAAAAAGACUGUCUUUGAAGUCGAGUCAAGGUCACGAUGAGUUCAAGAAUGAAGUAAUGGUCAUAAUGAAGCUUCAACACAAAAAUCUGGUCAGACUUUUGGGAUGCUGUCUGGAGGGAGAGGAAAAGCUACUUGUCUAUGAGUACAUGGCAAACACUAGUCUAGAUGCCUUCUUAUUUGAUCCAGUUAAAAGUAAACAACUUGACUGGGUUAAGCGCAACAACAUCAUCAAUGGAGUUGCAAAAGGAAUUCUUUACCUACACGAGGACUCUCGACUCAAAAUCAUUCAUAGGGAUUUAAAAGCUAGUAACGUGUUGUUGGAUGACGAGAUGAAUGCAAAGAUAUCAGACUUUGGAACAGCCAGAAUUUUUGGAGGCAAGCAAGUUGAGGCUAGCACCAACAGAGUUGUUGGGACUUUUGGAUAUAUGGCCCCAGAAUAUGCAAUGGAAGGAGUGUUUUCAAUAAAGUCUGAUGUUUACAGUUUUGGGAUUUUAAUGUUAGAAGUGAUAAGCGGAAGAAAGAACAGCGGUUUCUUCAAAGUAGACAAUGCACAGAGCCUUCUAGCACAGGCAUGGCAACUAUGGAAGGAAGGCAGAGAAGAGGAAAUGGUUGAUCCGAACCUGGUUGGAGAAUGCUCUUUAAGCGAAGCUCUGAGAUGGAUCCAAAUCGGUCUGCUAUGUGUCCAAGAAGAUCCAAACAUCAGACCAACCAUGUCAAUGGUUGUUCUAAUGCUUGGAAGCAAAUCGAUUCACCUUCCCCAACCGUCGAAACCUCCAUUCUUUCCGAUUGGGUUCCCGACGUCAGCCAACCAAUCUUCAACGACUUUACUGGGAACGGGAUAUCUCUCCAGUCAAUCCUCUACCACUGCUUCUAUAUAGCUAACCAUGGGUUUCGCAAAUAUUUGCACAAAAAUUUAAUGUGCCUCAUGGAUUACUUUACGUUAGAUUAGAAAUUAAGAACGUGUUUAGAUUGUUAAUAUAUAGUUGCCACUUUGCAAUAGGAACUGGCUAUGCUGUUCGGCUGUUGCUUGUCAUUUUGCCUUAAAAAACAAAGUGACUAAAAACAUUCCAAAUUUGGCAUAUGAAUGAGGGAAAAUACACACCUUACUAUAUUUGUUUUC